Molecule: messenger RNA, 1419 nt
Organism: Quercus lobata
Lineage: Eukaryota; Viridiplantae; Streptophyta; Magnoliopsida; Fagales; Fagaceae
Product: ubiquitin carboxyl-terminal hydrolase 6-like
Exons: 9
Coding region: 346-1185 (279 amino acids)
Biological process (GO): proteasome-mediated ubiquitin-dependent protein catabolic process; protein deubiquitination; regulation of proteasomal protein catabolic process
Molecular function (GO): cysteine-type deubiquitinase activity; proteasome binding
Source: RefSeq, a predicted model, not a curated record
AGGGAACGAAAAAGGUAGAGAAAGACCAAAAAUCACAUUAGUAGAAGUAUUAAAAAGUGACAUGUCAAUUAAGGGAUUAACAAAGAGCAUGACUUUGAGAUAGAAUAGAAUGGAGGAAAAGAAUACAUAUGGCUGACCCUAACUAUUCUAUCGAGAAUUCAUAACCAAUCCCAAAAUUUUGGUACUAAGGUUUUGUAUGUUGUUGUUUGUUUGCAUGUAAGUGAAGAUUUUUGUAUGUUGUUGUUUGCAUGUAAAUCAAGAUUCUUGCUUGCUUGAUGCAUGAUUGGCUUAUUGACGACCAUAGCUAGUAAAUACAUUAAUGGUAUAGGCAUCAUUUUAUGAUCCAUGGACUUUGUGUUGUUCUUCUGUUCAGUUUUAGUAAGCUUGAAAAGUUUGAUAAUUAUUUUGUAUGAAUAUGUAAUUUGUGCUGGUGGGGCCAGGGUGCAUUGUCAAGAAAGUGGUGAAGAAAGCUCAGAGACAGAAUCGGUUUAUUCACUUAAAUGCCACAUAUCACAAGAGGUGAACCAUUUGCAUGAAGGACUAAAGCAUGCUUUAAAAUCAGAAUUGGAAAAGGCUUCCCCUUCCUUGGGGCGUAGUGCAAUUUACUUGAAAGAGUCUCAUAUCAAUGGCCUGCCAAGGUACCUGACUGUUCAGUUUGUGCGUUUUUUCUGGAAGAGGGAGUCAAAUCAGAAGGCCAAAAUUUUGCGGAAAGUGGAUUAUCCUUUGGAGUUGGAUAUUUAUGAUCUGUGUUCGGAUGAUCUCCGCAAAAAAUUGGAAGCUCCUCGCAAGAUCCUAAGGGACGAGGAAGGUAAAAAGCUUGGUUUGAAAGCUAGCGAAAAGAGCUCUGGUUCUAAAGACAAUGAUGUCAAGAUGUCUGAUGCAGAGGGAUCAUCAAAUAGAAGUGGUGAACCAUCUAAAGCUACGUCUGAAGAAGGUGUUCCAUCCGAUAGCGGAACACAAAUGACUGGAAUUUAUGAUUUGGUUGCUGUGCUGACCCACAAGGGUAGGAGUGCUGAUUCAGGACAUUAUGUUGCUUGGGUCAAGCAAGAAAGUGGCAAAUGGAUUGAGUUUGAUGAUGACAGUCCAAUCGCACAGCGGGAGGAAGACAUCACAAAACUGUCUGGAGGAGGUGAUUGGCAUAUGGCUUAUAUAUGCAUGUACAAGGCCCGCGUUCUCCCUAAGUAAUCUUUCUCUUGUCUUUUAGCCUCAUUGAUGAGGUACCUUUUAAUUUAAAUUUCAGAGAGAUUAUUUUAUUAGAUCAAGGAUUGUGAAAUGAAUAGGAAUUACAGAUUUGUCUGUGUUGUAUCAUUGGUGUUGGUUAAAAAAUGUGUGUUACCGACCUUCAAUGUGAGGGUGUGAUUUAAAUUAUUAUUUUUUUUAUAAUUGAAUUUUAGACCAAAGAAAAAAAGUUUCAAGUUA